This is a messenger RNA of Penicillium argentinense, 231 nucleotides long. RefSeq lists its product as uncharacterized. Bases 1 to 231 code for a protein of 76 amino acids. Lineage: Eukaryota; Fungi; Ascomycota; Eurotiomycetes; Eurotiales; Aspergillaceae. The record is from RefSeq and is a predicted model, not a curated record. The transcript has 2 exons.
AUGCAAAAGAUCCACGAGCGCGAAGUCGACCAUCACGGAAAUCCCCUCCCAGGACAGUCCGUGACAGAGCUAGACAACUUCUCUCAUCAACCCACCCACCCGUCGAAACGUCAACUGGUGCCACCGCAGAGAACAGUCAAAACGCACAGCGCGCAACUCAUUCACAGUGAGUCAGGCUCAAGAUCAAGCCAGGAUGCCAUCACUGUCGAAAAGGUGGCGGCCCUUUCUUAA